AUGGCCAAUGCGAAACGAGGAGGAUAUCGACAAAUCAACCAAGCACUGAACAUAUGUGCCUGGGAGGGUUAUUUGGAUGAGCAGCACGCACGGCUGCCCACUCUUGAGGAUGUCGAACAAAUCAGCCCCCGCGUGCUGCGUAUUCUAGGCCAGAAUGAAGGCAAGUUCACGCUCCAAGGGACAAACACCUAUAUCGUGGGCACCGGCCGCCAACGUCUGCUCAUCGACACGGGACAGGGGAUCCCCGAAUGGGCCACCCUGAUCUCGUCUACAUUGGCAGACUCCUCGAUCGAGCUGUCCCAUGUUCUGCUCACCCACUGGCAUGGUGACCACACCGGGGGCGUUCCGGAUCUUCUCCAAUUAUACCCUUACCUGUCUGGUUCUAUCUACAAGCAUACCCCUGGCAAAGCCCAGCAGCCGAUUUCAGACGGGCAGGUUUUCCGUGUGGAAGGGGCUACUGUCCGUGCUGUACACUCCCCAGGCCACUCGCAUGACCAUAUGUGUUUCAUCCUCGAGGAGGAAAAUGCCAUGUUCACCGGGGACAACGUCCUGGGCCAUGGAAGCAGCGCGGUCGAGGUGCUUAGUACCUGGAUGUCUUCAUUACGGAUAAUGCAAUCGCUUCGCUGUGCGGUGGGCUAUCCGGCUCACGGCGCAGUGAUACGCGACCUGCCAGGCAAGCUGGACCUGGAGCUAACGCAGAAGGCCCGUCGGGAGGACAGGGUCGUAGAGACGUUGAAGCAGAUGAAAACAGAGGACCAACGUAACGGAGCACGGGGAAAGGGCAGCGUCACCGUCCAGCAGCUGGUGACGGCCAUGCAUGGAAAUGACCUGGAUGAGCAGGUGCGAGCAAUGGCCUUGGAACCGUUUGUCGACGAGGUUCUGCGGAAGCUGGCACAGGAUGACCGGGUGGCUUUUGAGGUUAGAGGAGGCCAGAAAAAGUGGUUUGCAAUCGAAUACACAUGA
Aspergillus fischeri NRRL 181 is the source of this 963-nucleotide messenger RNA. RefSeq names its product metallo-beta-lactamase type thioesterase tpcB (gene tpcB). NCBI's taxonomy places the organism in Eukaryota, Fungi, Ascomycota, Eurotiomycetes, Eurotiales, Aspergillaceae. Gene Ontology annotation, biological process: secondary metabolite biosynthetic process. Bases 1 to 963 code for a protein of 320 amino acids. The record is from RefSeq and is a predicted model, not a curated record. The transcript is spliced from 2 exons.